Penicillium cataractarum is the source of this 2082-nucleotide messenger RNA. RefSeq lists its product as uncharacterized. Gene Ontology annotation, molecular function: borate efflux transmembrane transporter activity; solute:inorganic anion antiporter activity. The record is from RefSeq and is a predicted model, not a curated record. The coding region runs from base 1 to 2082 and encodes 693 amino acids. Gene Ontology annotation, cellular component: fungal-type vacuole; plasma membrane. The transcript is spliced from 4 exons. Gene Ontology annotation, biological process: borate transport; transmembrane transport; monoatomic ion homeostasis. Lineage: Eukaryota; Fungi; Ascomycota; Eurotiomycetes; Eurotiales; Aspergillaceae.
AUGUCUCUAAUAUCAGCCUUUCGUCCACCCUCCACACGCACAUCAUCAAUCCGUCAAAGAUCACGACCUCGUCGACGGAGAAAGACGAAUACACGAGAGCAAGCCAAUUUUGACUCGGAGGACCAUGUUCAAGAUUCAGAUGCCCACUCAAUUAUUACACCCUCCAAACACACACCAAAGCCGUUUCGAAAGCUACGAGGCUCAAUAGCGGCCGGGGGCCCUCUACGUCCCUUCCGCCUUGUGAAGCAAGACCUGGUCAAUUUGCGACGACGAUAUGUGUCUGACUGGACCGUGUUCAACCAGCUGAUAUUUGCCAGCGCCGUCUAUGUCUUUUUCACUAAUCUUUUACCUGGCAUCACCUUCGCAAGUGACUUGUAUGUGCUCACUGGCAAAAGCUGGGGUACGAUCGAGGUCGUGUUCAGUACUGGACUCUGUGGGAUAAUCUUCUCGCUCUUCUCGAUCCAACCCCUCACCAUCCUCGGCGUAACGGGUCCAUUCUCUGUCUUGGCAGAGAACAUCUAUUCGCUGUGCGAAGAUGUAUUCCAAAUACCAUUCCUCCCGUUUAUGGCUUGGUCUUUGAUCCAUUCUGCUUGGCUGCACUACCUGCUAGCAAUCAUCAAUGCGCAUGACUGGACUAUGCGAUAUGUGACGACUUUUGCAACGGAGAUCUUCUCGCUCUUGAACAGUAUCAUUUACUUCCACAAGGCUAUUCAGGAACUUGAGAGGGCCCAUGAAAGUCUUUCUUUCGCAGCUUUCCUCUACGCUGUUAUAGGCGCGGUAGGAACCAUGCUCCUUGCUAUCUUCCUCUCCACCGCGGAAAGCUGGCGCCCUCUCUUUCACCGGUAUAUCCGUCUUGGGUUGACCGAAUAUGCUGCCGCAAUCUCUAUCAUCAUUUUUAUUGGCUUGCCUCAUGUUGGCGAAUUGGCCAAUUUAGACAAAAUGACUCUGGCGGUUAGCACCUCAUUUCGGCCAACAUCUCCUGAGCGGGACAUCUUUUUCGUGGAAUUUUGGAAAUUGCCCGUCCAGUGGAUAUUUGGCUCCAUUAUCCCUGGGUUGAUCAUUACCAUGCUUUUCUUCUUCGAUCACGAAGUCAGCUCAAUCAUCUGCACUAUUGACCGGUAUGGUACUCGAAAGCCGGGCGGGUUCGCCUGGGACAUCGUGCUGCUAGGAACGACAACAGCGUUAUGUGGUAUUCUUGGUAUUCCGCCUGCCAAUGGUCUGCUUCCACAGGCACCGUUGCACUCUGAAUCCCUGAUGCAUACAGUGAAAGAAGAGAAGACCAUCACAGUGGACGGUGAAGAGAAGAUAGAGACCCGAGAGGUCCGGCAAGUAUAUGAGCAACGCUGGUCAUCCUUUCUCCAUUCUGCCGCUAUUCUUCUAUUUAUCAGUCCCCCGUUUAUGAAAGUUCUUGGCUUGACUCCGACCAGCGUUCUUGCUGGGCUGUUCCUCUUCAUGGGUGAGCAAAGCUUAUCGAUCAAUCCGAUAUUGUACCGGACAUUCUAUCUUCUCACUCCACCAUCAGAGUUACCACCCCUACCACAGUCCCUGCACAAGAACCCUGAAGCUCAUAGCGUGAUGGAAUCCUCAUCUCGCCACCCAUCCUAUCUGCCAAUUCACCUCUACACAAUCCUGCAAAUCGUGAUCACAGUCGUGAUAUUCAUCCUAACCCUCACUCGUGGAGCACCUGCAUUCCCAGUGCUGAUUCUCGCUUUGGUACCUUUCCGACUUCUCGUCAUGAAGAGAUGGUGGCCACGGGAAGUACUUCGUUUCGUGGAUGCCUGGGCCUGUCGUGAAGGUACCCUCGAGGACGACGAAGAUGCCGCCAAAUUGGACGGUCUUCCAACGCAGGAGACUUCAAGUGGAGAGGAAAAUGCUGUGCCUGGCGGUGUGUUACGCCGCGAUGGCAGCGGCGAUGGACAUGGCCGUUCUUCUGUUGUUGAAGGUAGCGCCGCACACGGCGAUUCUCAGACAGACCUAGGGGAUCAGAGGAUAUGGGGUACUACUGAUAAUGAUGCGAAUCAUGAGUGGGUAGCGCUUGAGGAACGCAAUGUUCCCGAUGAGGAGAUUGGACGUGAUAGAUAA